AUGCAAGAAGACACAACGCCGCCCAUGUACCGCUCCCUGCUGCUCCCCUGGUCCACCCACCCCUCCGCGCGCGAAGCCGCCUACGGCGCACAGGGCCUCCUCCGCACCCACGGCACCAUUUUCACCGCGCCGCCGCCAGAUCAGGUCCUGCGCGAGUCGUUCAACGCGCCGCCACGUCCCAAGAGCCGCAUGUCAUCCGGCGCCAUCGCGCUGUGCAAGCACUUCGAGCGCGGCGGCGGCUCGAGCGAGCACGGCCGCCCGCACCCCUUCUGGACCCUGCCGCGCGGCAGCAACGAGGCCAAGACGGCCAUGGCCGCCGAGGCGCUGGAGCGCAUGCUAGGCGAGGCGGUGUGGAGGAAUGUCAUGCUGCUGCAUGCUGGUGUUGCUGUUUAUGAGAUCCGGAACCCGCGGGGCUGGGGGAUGCUGUGGACGCUGGAGGUUGAGGCGAGGAGACGCCGAGGUCGAGGGCACAGGGGAGACAUCGGGGGAGGAGAACGGGAACGGGAUGGAGAUGAUGAUGCCGUGAGGGACUGGGUCAUCAGGAAGACUGCCUUCAGAGGGUUCGUCGAGCCGAUCGAAGAGAUGGAUCACGAGAUACCCUGA
Anthostomella pinea is the source of this 603-nucleotide messenger RNA. The record is from the annotation of a GenBank genome assembly. Lineage: Eukaryota; Fungi; Ascomycota; Sordariomycetes; Xylariales; Xylariaceae.